Molecule: messenger RNA, 2901 nt
Organism: Neodiprion fabricii
Lineage: Eukaryota; Metazoa; Arthropoda; Insecta; Hymenoptera; Diprionidae
Gene: Msx
Product: muscle segmentation homeobox-like
Exons: 3
Coding region: 689-2116 (475 amino acids)
Biological process (GO): regulation of transcription by RNA polymerase II; embryonic morphogenesis
Cellular component (GO): nucleus
Molecular function (GO): RNA polymerase II transcription regulatory region sequence-specific DNA binding; DNA-binding transcription factor activity, RNA polymerase II-specific
Source: RefSeq, a predicted model, not a curated record
CUUGCGGCGGCUCGGCUGUGAGAACCGAGCCGACAACCGAAGAGCCGGAGAGGUGCGCUCGCCAACUGAGAAAUCAGUGCGGUUCCGCGGCAGUACCGGUUAACACGAUAUCCGGACCCGACGGUAUUUCUUCUUUUCAACUUCGCCGCAUUUUUAUUUUAUUUUUUUUAAUCGCUCGGCUUCGCCGAUGCGGGAUAACAGCAGGCGACGGGUCGUCCGCACUUCGGUAAAUUCGGUGUGAAGUGACAGUGAGUGAAAGCAACGAACGAGGUCUAAACCAACGUGUUUCUGAAAAUCAUCGUGGUGAAGACAUGCCUGGGACCUUUAUGGAUAUAAUCGACUUCGCAGGUCGCGUUAUUGCUCAGAUUCUGAAAACACCUCGACAGCUUCGCAAUCGUCACUGUGUAUAGUCGCGAUGCGUGCGGGAUACCGAUCGAAUAACGGUUCGGCGAAAUGACUUGACCAACAGCUAUACGCAGACUCUGGAUCAGUUACGUUUCGAUCUUCACGUCAAGUUCCGACAACGAUCGCUCCUACCAGUCACCGAAAGUCGAAGAUCAGCGGCGGGAGGCCGGACGGAUUUUACGGACCAGAAAUAGUUCCAGAGAGUAAACGAGACAGAGAGGCGCUGAUCAUGAUACGCCUGACAUUGAUGCGACUGGGCGGUUGACAAGGCGGGACCGGAACGAUGAGCGGCGCCGAGGGUGUCGUCGUCCAGGGUACCGGAAGCGCUAUUUCCGAGGACGUUGACAUGGCGACCUCGACAUCCGCCUCGGCGAGCCUCAAGCCUCGGAGCGGUAAGAUCAGCUUCAGCGUCGACUCGUUGCUCAGCGGGACCAGGAGAUCGCCCGGGUCCCUGUCGAGGCGAGAAUGCACGGCCGAUGAGCGAACGGACGCGGAGAAAAGCAUCGACGUCGAGAGGGUCGGAGCGAGGUACAGGGAACUGCUGGUGGAGCAGCAGAGGCUACACAACCAGGAACUCCUGGUGCGACUGAGUCCGCACAGAGUCGCGUCCUUCGUCAAUCAUCAGCGUAACGAGCAGCUGACCGGCCCGCAGCAGAGCGAACGUAGGGAAAUACUCACCGUGAGGGACUUCUCAAGGACGAGUCACGAGAAGUCAUCACCAGCCAUCAGGAUCAGUCUGACCGGGGUCAGGGACCGUCUCGAGCAGGAUAAACGGGCCUCUUCGCCCGGGCGAGGGACCGACUUCACCGACGAUAACAACGAGCUCCAGGAGGAGAGGAUCGUUCACAGAUCGGUGUCGCCUGUUCUGCGGAGGGAGUUCGACGAGAGGAGCGACUCCGAGGCCAAUCGGUCCGUCGAGGGCGAUCGCGCCAACGAGCACCUCGACGAGGAGCACGACGUCAGGAGCGUCGGACAAUCGGAGGACCUCAACGUCACCGACUCCGACUCCGAAAUCGAGAAGGACCCCGAUGGCGGCCCCGAGAAGGAGAAGUCCAGUCCGGUUGUGCCUCAGCCGAUUCAUCCCGGCGUUCAAAGGCCGCCAGGGGCGUACCUCGGGGGCCCCGGUGGACCCGGGUGGAAUCCCGGAGGCUUCCCGCACUCCCUUGCAGGAUUCGCGUGGCUUCCCCCACCCCCGCACCCUCACAACCCCCACGGACAUCUCUACCCUCAACAUGGCGGGCCGACCAGUCCGAACGGAGCUUUUUCAGGUGACCUGAGACUCCCGGGCCCCGGAGCAGGCCCAGUUCGGUGCACCUUGAGGAAGCAUAAGCCGAACAGAAAGCCUCGAACGCCGUUCACGACGCAGCAGCUCCUGUCCUUGGAGAAGAAGUUUCGUGAAAAACAGUACCUCAGCAUAGCGGAAAGGGCCGAAUUCUCGUCGUCGCUUCACCUGACAGAAACUCAGGUGAAAAUAUGGUUUCAAAAUCGGCGCGCCAAGGCGAAACGAUUGCAGGAAGCUGAAAUUGAGAAACUGAGAUUAUCGGCCAGGCCUCUACUGCAUCCGAGUUUCGGUUCCGGACUCAUGUUCCCUGGCGUUGGUCCCCCAGGUGGACCAGGCAUGCCACCCUUCAUAGCCGCCGCCAUGGCGAGACAUCCGCACGCCGCGGCUGCUGCAGCGAUGUUCAUGUCGCCCCCCGGGCACAGGCCUUAGAAUUUAAAGUGUGGACUGACGUGAGGGCCGAGAUGACGUGCUUUUUUUUUUAUUUUUUUAUUCUUGUUCUUCUCUUAUUUGAUUCAGGUAAGGUCUGAAGAGAAAAAAGAGAAUUUGAAAUACAAAAAUCAUUAGAAAAAAGAAAAGAACAAAAAAAGAAAUCGGAAAACGGUCACCUGACAUUGAACAAAGUAUAAAAUGAAAUGCCGAGUCAAAAGUGAACAAUUUUUAUACACGUACGUAGCGGUGAUAAAGAAUCGACCGAAAAUAAAAUUAUCGUUAUCGUACGAGAAAAAGAAAUCGAAAAUAAAAACGUGGCUCUUGAUGUCAGAUGAAAUAUAGGUUAUAUUAUACGAACUCGCGACUGUACAUAGUGUAAAUACGUAAGGAUUAUCGCAUAUAAUAAUUAAUAUAUGAUUCUAAACGAGAUGUAAAAUACUUGAAUAUAAUGCAUUGGUAAUGAUGAUAAUGAUAAUAAAUAGUAAGAUUAAUAAUACAAAAAAUGGGUACUGAUGGUACGAGUAAUGAUAAUAAUAAUAAUAAUAACAAUAAUAAUAAUAAUAAUAAUAAUUUAAUACACAGAAAACAGAGGAAAAAGCAACAACAACACGAACAACAAGCAAAGAACAACAACGUCCGUACCGUGGUAUUAUUAUGCGUAAGUGACAAGUUCUUCUGUAUCCUAUAAAUUAUACAGCGUGUAUAAAUGUACCUAAUAUGACACGUAAUUUAUCCAUGGGAUUAUCUAUAUAACAGUGGAAGAAUAAAACGGUUUCAAUAUUCAA